This is a messenger RNA of Anopheles funestus (African malaria mosquito), 4851 nucleotides long. It is a transcript of the gene alpha-Cat, whose product is annotated as catenin alpha. Gene Ontology annotation, biological process: cell migration; cell-cell adhesion. The transcript has 9 exons. Gene Ontology annotation, cellular component: adherens junction; catenin complex; actin cytoskeleton. The record is from RefSeq and is a predicted model, not a curated record. Gene Ontology annotation, molecular function: structural molecule activity; beta-catenin binding; actin filament binding. NCBI's taxonomy places the organism in Eukaryota, Metazoa, Arthropoda, Insecta, Diptera, Culicidae. The coding region runs from base 461 to 3196 and encodes 911 amino acids.
CUUUGCUACGCGUCACACCCUGUAGGUUGUGUUAAAAAAUACAAUUUUCUAGAGCGUAAACCUGCGAAAAAGGUUACCUUAAAGUGAUUAAUUCAUAGAUAGAAGGUUUAAGAUUCGAUCGCACUUCGUGUUCAGCUUCGAGAAGUGUAGUACGUUGGUAAAACUAUAAACUAAAUUGUAUGGAAAUUCAUAGAGCGCGCGUGCGUGUAUGUGUGUGAAAAAAACAUAAAGCGAGCAUACAUAGUGCCUCUGGAGGGUGACUAAUCUGAUGUGAAUUUUGCUGCAUUUUGUAGAACACGGUGUACAGGCAAACAAAAGCGUUGCUACUUUGAUCCAGUAAAGCUGACUCGCAACAAAGGCUGCCAGAGCUGCUAGUGUGGAGUGUGUGUACGAUCUCGUGAAGUGAAAUUGUAACUGCGAGCGCAACUUUCUCGCUUGAUUGGUCGCAGUUCCGGGCGCGAUGGAAACGCUAUCAAAUUUUGGCCAAGUGGCCCUGAAAUGGGAUCCAAAGAAUCUUGAAAUACGCACGAUGUCGGUGGAAAAAACGCUGGAACCGCUUGUACUGCAAGUGACCACGUUAGUGAGUACGAAAGGGCCGAGCAAAAAGAAGAAAGGCAAAUCGAAACGCGCAAGUGCGUUAGUUGCCGCCGUCGAAAAAGCCACCGACAUUUUCAUCGAGCGCGGUGAACAGAUUGCCUAUGAAAAUCCGGACAUCACGCAGGAGAUGCUGUCGGCGGUAGAGGAAGUUCGCAAAACGGGUUCCGCGAUGAGCAUUGCGGCCCGUGAAUUUUCCGAGGAUCCGUGCAGUUCACUAAAGCGCGGAAACAUGGUUCGUGCGGCCAGAAAUUUGCUUUCUGCUGUAACGCGACUGCUCAUCCUUGCCGACAUGGUCGACGUGCAUCUGCUGCUAAAGUCGCUGCACGUUGUCGAGGACGACCUUGACAAGCUGCGAAACGCCUCGUCCCAGGAUGAGCUUAUGAACAACAUGCGUCAGUUUGGCCGUAACGCGAACGAGCUGAUCAAACAGGCAGCCAAACGUCAACAGGAGCUGAAAGAUCCGCAGUUACGCGACGAUCUGGCUGCAGCUCGUGCGGUGCUCAAGAAACACUCCACUAUGCUGUUGACGGCAUCGAAAGUGUACGUACGUCAUCCGGAGCUCGAUCUGGCCAAGGUGAACCGGGAUCAUAUUCUGAAGCAGGUGUGCGAAGCAGUCAACACGAUAAGCGAUGUGGCGCAGGGCAAAUCAUCUCAACCGCAGGACGUAUACGUCGGUGCCGGCGAGUUGGCGGCAGCUUUGGACGAUUUCGACGAGGGCAUUAUUAUGGAUCCGCGAGCAUACAACGAAGUUCGCUCCAGACCAUCACUCGAGGAGCGCCUCGAGAGCAUUAUCAGUGCAGCAGCCCUAAUGGCAGACGCAGAUUGCACGCGCGACGAGCGGCGUGAACGAAUUGUUGGAGAAUGUAACGCUGUGCGACAAGCGCUGCAGGAUCUGCUGUCUGAGUACAUGUCCAACAUGGGAACGAAAGAUCGCACACCGGAGCUAGAACGCGCGAUCGGUCACAUGUAUCGGAAAACGAAGGAUCUACGCAGGCAGUUGCGCAAGGCAGUCGUCGAUCAUGUUUCGGAUUCGUUCCUGGAAACAAAUAUGCCCCUGUUGGACUUGAUCGAAGCAGCACGCGGUGGUAACGAGAAGGUGGUCCGUGAGCGAGCCGACAUCUUCACCAAGCACGCAGAAAAGUUGGUCGAAGUGGCAAAUCUCGUAUGCAGCAUGUCGAAUAACGAGGAUGGUGUUAAGAUGGUUCGAUACGCGGCAGACCAAAUCGAAACACUCUGCCCGCAGGUGAUCAAUGCGGCGCUCAUUCUAGCUGCUCGACCCAACUCCAAGGUAGCGCAAGAGAACAUGGAAGCGUAUCGUCAGGCGUGGGAAAAUCAAGUUCGUAUCUUAACCGAAGCCGUCGAUGAUAUUACCACCAUCGACGAUUUCCUUGCCGUGUCCGAAAACCAUAUCCUGGAGGAUGUGAACAAGUGUGUGCUCGCGCUGCAAGAAGGCGAUGCACUUGAUCUGCGUAAUACAGCUGGCGCAAUUCAGGGACGUUCGGCACGCGUUUGCAAUGUGGUGGAGGCCGAGAUGGACAACUACGAACCGUGCAUCUACACUAAGCGCGUUCUGGAAGCGGUAAAGGUAUUGCGCGAACAGGUAAUGUCCAAAUUUGCGCAGCGUGUCGAUGUGGCCGUCGAUGCGUUAUCCUCCAAUUCACCGAAGGAUGUGGACGAGAACGAUUUCAUCGAUGCAUCACGUCUUGUAUACGAUGGUGUUCGUGAAAUUCGUCGAGCCGUGCUGAUGAACAGGAGUUCCGAUGAGUUGGACACGGAUACGGAAUUCGAACCUGUCGAGGAUAUGACUGUCGAAACACGUAGUAGAUCGAGCGCACAUACCGGAGAUCAAACUAUUGAUGAGUAUCCUGAAAUUAGUGGAAUCACAACCGCUAGAGAAGCGAUGCGUAAGAUGAAUGAGGAAGACAAGCAGAAGAUUAUGCAACAGGUUGAACUGUUCCGUCGCGAAAAGCUGACGUUCGAUUCCGAGGUAGCCAAGUGGGACGACACUGGCAACGAUAUCAUCUAUCUUGCCAAGCACAUGUGUAUGAUCAUGAUGGAGAUGACGGACUUCACGCGUGGACGUGGCCCAUUAAAAACGACGAUGGAUGUUAUUAAUGCGGCUAAGAAAAUUUCCGAAGCCGGCACCAAGCUGGACAAGCUGACGCGCGAAAUCGCGGACCAGUGCCCGGAAAGCUCAACCAAGAAGGAUUUGCUGGCUUACCUGCAGCGUAUUGCCCUGUACUGUCAUCAGAUUCAGAUCACUUCGAAGGUGAAAGCUGAUGUGCAGAACAUUAGCGGUGAACUGAUCGUGUCAGGGCUGGACAGUGCGACGUCACUUAUUCAGGCGGCAAAGAAUCUUAUGAAUGCCGUCGUUUAUACGGUUAAAUAUUCGUAUGUUGCUUCCACCAAGUACACCCGCCAGGGAACCGUUUCGUCACCAAUUGUCGUGUGGAAGAUGAAGGCGCCAGAAAAGAAGCCAUUGGUUCGGCCCGAAAAACCGGAAGAGGUGCGGGCCAAGGUACGGCGUGCAUCACAAAAGAAAACACAAAACCCUGUACACGCGCUUUCGGAAUUCCAAAGUCCUACGGAUGCUGUUUAAGAUGUGAGGCAUGUGGUUUUUACGAACACUUUCUUCUAGCGAACGAAAUAACAAAUAACAAAAGACAAGUGGACAGUUAUGCAGUUAUUUUUCGUUUCUUUAUUACUCAGAUAACUGAAACUCAUGUCCGUGUACUUGGCAUGUGUGCAAAGAGUAUGUAGGAAACAAGAUGUAUUAGAAGUUAGCAAUAACCAUGUUAGUGCAUACACUAUACACUAUGUACCAGACACGAAACAACGCACGUUGUUUUAUUUUAACGAAAAUUAUCAACAACAAGGACUGAAGCAUUCGACCAGAAGGAACUAGGCGCGUUCCUAUAUCGGUAAUCAAAAAUUCUUCAACGAAAGUGUAAGGUGGUUGCCACAUAUUUUAUCGUUUUAUUUUUUUUUGCAAUACAAGCUCAACAUAUUUCGACUAUUUCUAGUAUGGUUAUGAGACAUAUUUGCAUAUUAUUGCAUGUUAUUUAUUAUUCCUGAUUUUUUAUUUCCCUUUUCUUAUACGGCAAGUAACUACUAUGCAAAAUUAACAAUUGUAUCAUAAUCCACGUGCAGUAAAACAUCCAAUGUCAUUCAAAUGAAACCAUAAAAGACACACGCAGUUAGUCAAGAAGAUGUGAGAAGCCACUCGCUUUUAUUUUAUUAGAAUAAGAACAUAAUGAUAUCAGUAUUUUCCGUUUCGUUUCCAUCUGGUUUGUCCCAAAACGCCGCAAACGAAAAUGAUAGAAUCUGCACACAGGGAAAAGUAAUCGAAAAGUUGAAAGUUGCGUAGCGCAAAAUGUAUGGCCAAAAAUGACUAGGAGUUAAUGUGUAUUUCGCGGUUAAAGCAAAUAAUCUAAUCAUCGAAAGUGACAAGUCUCUCUCUCAGCCGCGUCUCUUGGCAGGGUUGGCAGAGAAAGCGGACAAAAGUGUUGAAGAAGCAACAGCAGCAGCAAAGCUCAAAUAGUAGCACUUACAGACAAACCGCCUAGAGGAAUUUAACGUUGUAUAUUGUGAAGCGCUCAUCGAAUUAUCGCCGUUGCAUUUGCGAUCCAUAGUAUUUGACCGUGACGUUCAUGGGUUAACAUUUUAAUGACAGACAAAAAAAACAGUUACAAUAAUGGGCGCGAUACAGUUUUUGGGGGGAUAACAUUCCCUACGGAAGCUUCCGGAAUGUGAAGCACACAACAUUAUACUCUCUAUCAGCUACCACCAUCAAUUACACCUCGAGGUAAACUCCAACGUUCCACACACUGUAUGUAGCCGCCGCAUUUAGCCAGCAGCGUUCUAGAGUUUCCAUAUAUACACGUACACCUUAAUGCUAUAAUAUAUACAGAAUAUACCCUCCAUAAGGGUAGCAUAAACUAAUAGGGCGACCGGGAGAUUAGAAAAAAAAACACGAUAAAUUACAUGGACACAUUCACACACACACACACUUAAACGUGGCAGUGGUCGGAUGUAGUGGAAAGAAUGUUUGAAACUAUAUCCGACAGGGUGACUGUUUGAAAUAGCUUUUAUGUUGAAAUGAGUAGGGAAGCAUGGACUCUAAAAAAAUAUGAUAUAGAAUAAAACGGUUAGCGGAUGAAAGGUGUGUUAACUAACCCGGUCGGGUAAAGGCAGCAUCCGGAGACAGAUGUGAGUGUGUGUGUGUCUAAAAAAUAAAAUGUUAGACGAAACAAA